This is a messenger RNA of Mollisia scopiformis, 1665 nucleotides long. RefSeq names its product actin-like protein. The record is from RefSeq and is a predicted model, not a curated record. Lineage: Eukaryota; Fungi; Ascomycota; Leotiomycetes; Helotiales; Mollisiaceae. The transcript has 4 exons. Bases 177 to 1319 code for a protein of 380 amino acids.
CAUCUCCCAAAACCUAGAAACCUCAACGACAACACACACUCCUAUCCGACCACCUAAUUUCUAAUCAGCCUUCCUUCACCCAUCCUCAUCAGAUCCUUCUACAAAAUCUGGCUUCUCCGUCCGCCAUUCCCCUCCAACGCGCCUGAGCUCUUUCAGGGGCUUCCUCUCUAUUCACUAUGGCCGACACGCUACACAACGCCCCCAUAGUCCUUGACAACGGGUCGGGCACCAUACGCGCAGGGUUUGCAGGAGAUGAUCUACCGAAAUGCUAUUUUCCUUCGUUUGUGGGACGGCCGAAGCAUCUGCGAGUGCUGGCUGGCGCAUUAGAAGGCGACGUGUUUAUUGGGCAGAGGGCACAGGAGUUGAGAGGACUGUUGAAGAUUAGAUAUCCGCUGGAACAUGGCAUUGUGACAGAUUGGGAUGAUAUGGAGAGGAUCUGGGAGUGGGUGUAUGGAGAGGGGCUCAAGACGUUGAGUGAGGACCAUCCGGUCUUAUUAACAGAGCCACCUCUCAACCCACGAAGUAACCGCGACACAGCCGCCCAAAUCCUCUUCGAAACGUUCAAUGUCCCGGCAAUCUACACAUCCAUCCAAGCCGUGCUCUCGUUAUACGCUUCUGGCCGGACGACAGGAAUCGUUCUUGAUGCAGGAGAUGGAGUUUCGCAUGCCGUGCCAGUCUAUGAAGGAUUCGCUAUGCCAAGCUCAAUACGAAGGAUAGACGUUGCUGGACGAGAUGUCACAGAAUACAUGCAACUACUGCUACGGAAAUCAGGCUACGUCUUUCACACAAGUGCCGAGAAAGAGGUAGUAAGAAUGAUCAAGGAGAAAGUCAGCUAUGUGGCGUCGGAUCCCAAGAAAGAAGAAAAAGAAUGGGCUGGAUCAGCAGGAAAGAUGGACGGCAAAGUGGUGGAAUAUUCUUUACCAGAUGGGAACAAAAUCAAGAUUGGUGCAGAACGUUUCCGCGCUCCUGAAAUUCUUUUCGACCCUGAGAUCAUCGGUUUCGAAUAUCCGGGCAUUCACCAAAUCGUCGUGGAUGCCAUCAACAGAACAGAUCUUGACUUGCGGAAAUCGCUCUUUGGCAACAUCGUUCUAUCUGGAGGCAGCACAUUAACGAAAGGCUUUGGAGACAGGUUACUUCACGAAGUCCAAAGAUUAGCUGUCAAGGAUAUGAGGAUCAAGAUCUUUGCACCACCAGAGCGGAAGUACUCGACUUGGAUUGGAGGCAGUAUUCUGGCGGGAUUGAGCACUUUCAGAAAGAUGUGGGUGAGCGUUGAUGACUGGCAUGAGAAUCCAGAUAUCAUCCAUACCAAAUUUACAUGAGUGUCCCUAAUCUCUAUGGACAUCUCAUUCCUCGGCAGUUUGGGCCGGCUCUCACGACAUCGAGGCUGGGUAAUUACUCUUCUCCAGGUCUUUCUUGGACUCUGAGAAUCUUCCACUUCUCAACCUUGGCCCACACCUGCAUCAACAGACUCAGCAGGACCCCAACAUGCACGGCUUAGCCCCAUCAUAGAGCAAUGUUCAUCUCCGGCAUUUUGGCCAUCUGGACUUUCUUUUGUAGGUAUCAGCCUAUGUAUGGGAAGCGCUCCAUACGGAUAGCAGGAGGGAUCUGUAUUGUACAAAAUUUGUGUAAGAGAGUGAUUAUCAAUGAUACCCAUCAAUGCCUACC